CUCUAGGCUUAUAAGGCUUAGGUCAAUGUAAGGUGGUAUGGGCUAAAUUAAAUCACUAGCCCAUGGAUAUAACCCACUUAGCUUGGGAGUUCCGAAGGAUUUAGCCUGGAAAUAAGUAGCCCUAGUAUAAAAUUUGUUAUUCUCUGGAGUGUGUGUGUGUGUGUGUGUGUGUGUGUCUUCUUUCUCCUCAGGCUCCUGGUAUUAAGGUCAAAUUACAGCAUAAUUAACCUGCAGUGGAGUCAUUUAGUCUGACCAGAGUCCUUGGCCUCUUUAACCACCACAUCCCUCAUACGGCAACCAAAACUCCCCAGCUCACACUGCUAGACCUCAGUCCAGCGAUAUAUUAUGUACAAGCACACCCUCGAGCUCAUUUGGUCAUAUCGGCAAAUAAAUGAAGUUUUUUUCAAGUCACAAGGUUGUGCUUGUGCUGUGUAUUCACAGGAUAAGACUAAUCCUGGAUAAAAUACCCUCAAGUACCAACAAACACAGCCUAAUGACCUGCCAUGAUGCCAUCAUGAACCUUAUGGAUCUUUCCUACAAGGACCUCCACUGGCAUAGCGACUGCUUCCAGUGCUUUAAGUGUAGACGCUCCUUAGCGGACAAACCGUUCUCCACCAAGGAUGAGCAGAUGCUCUGCACCGAGUGCUACGCCAGCGAGUAUUCAUCUAAGUGCCAUGAGUGCAAGAAGACCAUCAUGCCUGGUUCAAGGAAAAUGGAGCACAAGGGCAACAGCUGGCAUGAGAAAUGCUUCUCCUGCCAGCGUUGCCAGCAGCCAAUUGGCACCAAGAGCUUCAUCCCAAAAGAUGACAGGAACUACUGUGUCCCCUGUUACGAGAAGCAGUUUGCUCUCCAGUGUGUGCAGUGCAAAAAGCCGAUCACCGCUGGAGGUGUGACCUACCAUGAGCAGCCGUGGCAUAAAGAUUGCUUCCUGUGCACAGGCUGCAAGGAGCAGUUGGCUGGCCAGCGCUUUACUUCUUGUGAUGACUUUCCUUACUGCCUCGGCUGUUUCUGCAACCUUUACGCUAAGAAGUGUGCCUCCUGUACCACCCCUAUCAGUGGUCUGGGUGGCAGCAAGUAUAUUUCCUUUGAGGAGCGUCAGUGGCAUCAUGACUGCUUCAGUUGUACAAAGUGCGCUGUGUCCUUGGUGGGUCGUGGCUUCCUGACUGAGAGAGACAAUAUCCUGUGUCCUGAAUGUGGCAAAGACAUCUGAGCACAGACCAUCUGAGCAGCUGACAGCAUGAAAGAGUAGGCAAUUGAUGUCAUAUGACUAUUUUAAUAUAACCAGCCUUAAAUUUUGUCAAACUUUUUGCUGACAUAUUCUGACAUUCAAUCUGUAAGUGAUUCAUGUGUAUUUUAUAUUUAACAAGAUACGCCAUUAUAUCAUUAUGAUAGUAGAAGGGGGAAAUUCAUCAGGCUGGUUAAGCAACCCAAAGUAGUACAUGCUUUGUGAAAGGCUUCAUGCUGACAAUUGUAAGACUAUUUUAAUUGAAGAUAUGUUAGAUUUCUAUUCUUAACACUAAAAUAAACUAAUAGCAUGAUUCUGUAAUUGUUUAUCUGCCGACUCAAGCAGCAUCUGUAUGUAAUGGAUGUAAAUAAAAUAGUCCAAAAUGCA
Molecule: messenger RNA, 1612 nt
Organism: Tachysurus fulvidraco (yellow catfish)
Lineage: Eukaryota; Metazoa; Chordata; Actinopteri; Siluriformes; Bagridae
Gene: fhl2b
Product: four and a half LIM domains 2b
Exons: 5
Coding region: 392-1210 (272 amino acids)
Cellular component (GO): Z disc; nucleus
Molecular function (GO): transcription coregulator activity
Source: RefSeq, a predicted model, not a curated record